Clavispora lusitaniae ATCC 42720 is the source of this 498-nucleotide messenger RNA. Its product is annotated as putative integral membrane protein. The record is from RefSeq and is a predicted model, not a curated record. Lineage: Eukaryota; Fungi; Ascomycota; Pichiomycetes; Serinales; Metschnikowiaceae.
AUGCGCGCUACUAACAAACUUCCUUUUGCACCAUCUACCACAUUACAAAUACUUGUCUCAAAUCUAGAAUUAUAUUUUUUUUUAGCCAUGGAACUCUUAUCUCAUUUAGGCAUCGCACCGGCCCCUAAUGCGACAUUCCGAUCUUUAUUAUUGCAACUCCGUGGGUAUCUUGUCUUAUGGAUCCUAUUGCGUUUCACUGUAAUAUACCACGUCGUGUCUGCAAUAUCCUCUUCUUUCAGCCUCUUAUCUUUCGAAACAGACUACAUCAAGAGGAUGUCCUGCUUUUGUUUCUGGAGAAUUGUACUGUGUUUCAUCGUAUGUCUUCGCCGUCUUUUCCCUUUGUCCUCUCUCUUUCGCAUAUCUUUCUUACUGACUUCAGAAAUUGAACAACGUAACGAUAAAUGUUUCUGGCGACGCCCUCUCUACGCUGUCAGCCAUUGUCAUCUCCAACCACCAGUCUCUAGCAGAUUAUGCCAUUUUGGCACAUUUGGCAUCUAA